AAUAUUGAGAAUAACUUGGCCGGGUUAGUGGAUUUGGUUCCCGAUCUGGCAGAUGAUUUGCUAUCGCAGGUAGAUAGGCCAUUGAAGACGGGUCUUGAUAAAGAACAUAACAGGCAAUACAUCUUGUGUGACUACAACAGUGACGGUGAUUCGUUCCGAUCACCGUGGUCUAACACGUACGAUCCCCCGCUCGAGGAUGGAAUUGAGCCUUCCGUUAAACUUCGGUAG
Messenger RNA from Sphaeroforma arctica JP610, 228 nucleotides. RefSeq lists its product as hypothetical. The record is from RefSeq and is a predicted model, not a curated record. The transcript has a single exon. Gene Ontology annotation, cellular component: F-actin capping protein complex. Gene Ontology annotation, biological process: cell morphogenesis; barbed-end actin filament capping. The annotation marks the transcript as partial. Gene Ontology annotation, molecular function: actin filament binding. Lineage: Eukaryota; Ichthyosporea; Ichthyophonida.